AUGGAAAGCCAAGCAUCCGUCAGCCGUGGGGUCGCUGAACAUCCCGCCAACGCCCCCCCCCCAGACCCAAGACCCAAACACACAGCACCGGACACGACAACCGACUUAAGCCCGGUGGCAAAGAAGAGUCGAGGAAAACUUGCUUGUUAUUUAUGCGCCGCAUUCUGCAAAGCAUUAGGGGGACUAGCACGGCAUAUUUGCCGCUUCCGCUGCCUUAAAUGCCUAAAUGCAGAAUGGAAGCUCCCACAGGGGCCAAAUAGAAGAUCAUGGGUUUACCUUUCCAAUGCGAACGCUGCGGGUUCAUAG
Trypanosoma grayi is the source of this 306-nucleotide messenger RNA. RefSeq lists its product as hypothetical. Bases 1 to 306 code for a protein of 101 amino acids. The record is from RefSeq and is a predicted model, not a curated record. NCBI's taxonomy places the organism in Eukaryota, Euglenozoa, Kinetoplastea, Trypanosomatida, Trypanosomatidae. The transcript has a single exon.